Sander lucioperca (pikeperch) is the source of this 1356-nucleotide messenger RNA. It is a transcript of the gene pts, whose product is annotated as 6-pyruvoyltetrahydropterin synthase. Bases 25 to 471 code for a protein of 148 amino acids. Gene Ontology annotation, cellular component: mitochondrion. The record is from RefSeq and is a predicted model, not a curated record. Gene Ontology annotation, biological process: tetrahydrobiopterin biosynthetic process. Gene Ontology annotation, molecular function: 6-pyruvoyltetrahydropterin synthase activity. NCBI's taxonomy places the organism in Eukaryota, Metazoa, Chordata, Actinopteri, Perciformes, Percidae. The transcript has 4 exons.
GCAGAAACAGCUAGCUUACUGACCAUGGCUGGAAUAUAUGGGAGCAACAGCGCAGCUGAGCGUAUUGGAUACAUCACGCGGGCCCAGAGCUUCAGCGCCUGUCACCGACUCCACAGCAUUCACUUGAGUGAUGAGGAGAAUAAACGAGUUUAUGGAAAAUGCAACAACCCCAAUGGUCAUGGACACAACUACAAAGUGGAGGUAACAGUGCGUGGAAAGAUUGAUUCGCUGACUGGCAUGGUCAUGAACUUGACAGACUUGAAGAGGUGCAUUGAGGAAGUCAUCAUGAUUCCACUGGACCAUAAAAACCUGGAUGAGGACGUCCCAUACUUUGCCAGUGUUGUCAGCACAACUGAGAACGUGGCUGUUUACAUCUGGGACAACAUGGUGAAGGUGCUCCCAUCCAACCUGCUCUACGAGAUUAAGAUUCAUGAGACUGAUAAAAAUGUUGUCAUAUAUCGAGGAGAGUAGAGUGUUGAUAUAAUGUGAUGUUUGAUCAGGCAACCCUUGACAUGUACAAGUGCCAUUCAUUGCAUUAUUAUUUAGCUAACUUCACUGUUUGCCCACUGAUGACUGCAGGCUUUGGUUAGUUGGACACUAAUACAGAUUUAUGACGGUUGAUAGAUGGUAUAGAUGAUUGUUUUGAUGAUUGUUUGUUACACUUGCCCUUGAUAGACAAACGAUUUUGUAGCAAAUCCAAAAGUUCAGUAUUCUUGUAGAAAUUGCAUUCUUGUAAGGGUGGAAAACAUUAUUAAGACCAAACUUGCUUAGCUUAUUAACCCUUAAAACAAUGUCUACUUGUGAACCCUUAUUGCAGUGUGUAGUUUUCUACAGGUUGUAACCAGGUCAACCAAAAAGCGCUUUUUAGUUUUUAUUAGAGUGAUUUUUAAAGGCCUGAAGAAAUUAGAUAAACAUUUAAACAAAUGUGCAAAACUUUUUUUGUAGCAUAAUUCUGCUUCAGUUCAUUACACCUUGAGGAAACCUUGAUUUAGACCUUCACAUGAACCUACUAAAUAAAGGUAAUUAAUCAUUCUUAUACAUGUAGUAUCAAAUAUUACAUGCAUGUCUAUUUUAUCUUUAGUAAAUCAAUUCCAUAUGUUAGCAGCAUAAGGCUUUAUCCCUAACAUGGACAGUUACACCCUUUCACAGUAAAUUUACCACCAGAGUGUUUCAACUGUGACUGAAAAAAUGAUCAACAAAUAUCUCUGAAUGAAGUCAGAGUAAUGUGUUUGUGGGGAUGUUUACACUGUUUCACCAUGGCAACUUGUGAACUAGCCAACUAGUGACAUCUAGUGGUACCAAACUGUACAUCUCUAAAGUUGUUGCAUUAAAGUUGCAUUUUUGCCAGUGAUGAAA